Messenger RNA from Salvia hispanica, 1701 nucleotides. Its product is annotated as putative E3 ubiquitin-protein ligase RZFP34. The record is from RefSeq and is a predicted model, not a curated record. Gene Ontology annotation, cellular component: nucleus. Gene Ontology annotation, biological process: protein ubiquitination; ubiquitin-dependent protein catabolic process. Lineage: Eukaryota; Viridiplantae; Streptophyta; Magnoliopsida; Lamiales; Lamiaceae. Gene Ontology annotation, molecular function: zinc ion binding; ubiquitin protein ligase activity.
UGAAUCCAUACAUCGUUGAUUUGUGCGUUUCUCGCUCUACUCUGCUUUUCUCUCUCUCUCGUAUUAGGUAUAUGCUUCUGCGGUGCGCAUUUGAAGUUGAAGGCAGAUCGAUCUGAUCACGACGAGCUGAUUGCGAAGUAGAUCGCCAAUUUUGAGGUUUGAGCGAUCCGUCAUUGCACUCUCUGUUAGGAUGGAAAUUUCCAGAAACUGACACUAUACCGAGCUCGAAGAUUUGAAGUUCCAGAAUGCUGCAUGAUAUUUGUUUUGUAAACAUACUUGUUUUCAGGAAUUUCUCCUCCAUGCGAGGUUUCAUGAUUGGAGCUGUUCGACCUUAGUUGGAUUUUAUUGUUGCUGAUUCUGUUGCUAUGGCGCAAACGUGCAACAGAAGCUGCAUGAUCUUGAGGUUUUCGCCCGUCUGGCGGGCGACUAGAUUAGAUAGGAUAAGUAGGCUUAGGCUCUUAAAUCUUUCUUUGAAUGCAGGUGCUUUAUUCAUUUAUCAGCUGCUAGUUAGUUAUACGAUAGAAUGGCGUCUGUGGCCGUUGAAUAUUGCGGCACAGCAUGUACCGAACCAAAAAUCUCAGAAAAUGCAGCGGCUGAAGAGAAUGGAACUAGGUUCAGGAAAAAGGUUCAUGAGUCGGAGUUGCAGUGUUCCCACGAAGAACAUGGUCUGGAUAAAGAGUUGAUGACCCCGGGAAAGGUUGCUGGUACUGAAAGAUUGGAUAAAGGGUACAUGCAAUAUGGAUGUCCUCACUAUCGUCGGAGGUGUCGCAUUAGAGCUCCAUGCUGUAAUGAGAUCUUCAGUUGCCGUCACUGUCAUAAUGAUGCAAAGAACAGUAUUAGCAUCGAACAGAAGCUCAGACAUGAUAUCCCUCGCCACUCCGUUGUGAAGGUCAUAUGUUCACUUUGUGACACUGAACAAGAGGUUCAACAAGUUUGUCAAAACUGUGGUGUAUGCAUGGGAAGAUACUUCUGUGGAGUUUGUAAGCUCUUUGAUGACGAUACUUCUAAAGAGCAGUACCACUGCAAUGGUUGCGGCAUUUGCAGGAUUGGGGGCUCCAAGAAUUUCUUCCACUGCAACAAAUGCGGUUGCUGUUACUCCGCGCUUCUGAAAACCAGCCAUCCAUGUGUGGAGAGGGCAAUGCACCAGGAUUGUCCCGUUUGCUUUGAGUAUCUGUUUGAGUCGAGAAAUGACGUCAUUGCUUUGCCAUGUGGGCAUACCAUUCACAAGGCGUGUUUAGAAGAGAUGCAGGAGCACUAUCAGUACGCUUGCCCGAUUUGCUCGAAGUCCGUGUGCGACAUGUCGAAAGUGUGGGAGAAGUUCGACUUAGAGAUUGCAGCCACACCCAUGCCACCGUAUUGUGAAAACAAGAUGGUAUGGAUUCUGUGCAAUGACUGUGGGCGCAACUCUGAGGUGAAGUAUCACGUCGUGGCGCACAAAUGCCCCCACUGCAAGUCAUACAACACGCGCCAGACGAGAGGGCUCGGGAGAUAGAUCAGCCGGGGCUGCGGCCCGCGUGCAAUGAAGGCAAUUGGCGUUGCCGGGAGGAUGCUGAGAUAUCGUUUCAGCUUUUAUUCUUCAUAGAUUUUAUUUGCUGUAUGUUAAUAUUUUGUAAUCUCAUCUUUUGUUAUAUUUUGUAUUGUCUUUGUAAAUUUCAUAAUCUCUUUCUUUCAAGGAAUGAAAUGUAAUGUUGAUAUGCGUAA